Kwoniella botswanensis is the source of this 1482-nucleotide messenger RNA. RefSeq lists its product as uncharacterized. Bases 1 to 1482 code for a protein of 493 amino acids. The record is from RefSeq and is a predicted model, not a curated record. Lineage: Eukaryota; Fungi; Basidiomycota; Tremellomycetes; Tremellales; Cryptococcaceae. The transcript has a single exon.
AUGUCAUCAUCAUCAUCAUUAUUAUCACCCCCGCCCGCCGUCCUCACAAUGAAUCCAACGAUGGACUCAAAAUACGAACAACUCGAUUUAACCCCAUGGUACAAACGUAACAUUCCCUCUAUCAAUUCCAGGAACACACUCUACUUCUUACCUCCCAAAGUCAUUGCAGGAAGUCUGAAAAGGCUUAGUGACAAUUAUCACUAUGACUGGUUUACGAAAGCCGAACAGGAUAUACCGGAAGUCCAGGAUGAGAUCAUUUAUACGCUCGAAGAGUGUAUCGUAGAAAGCUUCCAGGAAUGGCAAGCAUCUGGGGAAGGAGAGUUCAGGAUCGAUGAUGAAGCAGUGGUCGUCGGUGCUAAAAUCGAUUCGAGUAAACAUGACAUGAUACCUAGUUCAAUCAAGCUGCGAAGAUUACCUAAGCGAUUCGUUCAGACGCUCGAAGAUGAUUUGAAAUUGAACGGGUUCGACAACGUAUCAGUCAAGAUCGAAAGUAAGAAACCUGAGUUUUACGAUUUGUUAAGUAAAAAAGGCAAGAAUCGUACUGUCUCUCAAGGGGUCAGGAUUGAAAAUGAUUUUUCUUCUGGGAGUAUAUUGAUCGAUCCGACUUUUCAGAGUUUUGUCAUGCAAGGUGGCAGAAGAUCAGAUGAUCCAGUGGUUUUUGGUCCGCCUAAGAUGGUAUCAAUGAUGUACGAUCGAAUCAAAGCAUCAUCAAAAGUCGGAAUCUCAAGUUCAAAAAGAUAUGUCAAGAUCUUAGAAAGUGGGAUCAAUCAAGAUAUCAAUCAUUCGUUCAAGGACACACGUCCAAUUCGACAUUUUACGAGAUUAGAUCACACGCCUAGCUCUGCUGUUGAGGCAGUCCAAAUUUCUUCUAAUUGCAUAAACUCAUUCUGGCUCAGACAAUAUCCUAAAUCAUGUAUUGAGAAUCUAGAAAGUAUACUUAGAGAGCAACAUGCCCAAGAUGAUAUACGAGUCAGUAAAGGUCUGACUUCGAUCAACCCCUCUUGCGUUACUAUGCAAGGGAACUCAACGAUACUUCGAUUGAGCGCCCAAGGUCGACCCGAUCUUGCUACUAAUGAAAAUGGUAAUGUGUAUUAUCUCAGUCCUCUUACAAUAGCAAGUGUGUUAUCACAAUUCAGACAUCCCACGGCCCACGGAUCACAGACGGACGAUGUUAUAAUGGAGUCACACUGGAAGAUCAAAAGUAUGAUGCAAGAUACAAUCAGGGAAUGUUCAUGGAAGCAAAACAACUCGUUGAUUGCGAUUCCCAUCAAUCAGCUAGCCACCGACACCCGUCAUGUCGUGCUGGGUUCAGCUUAUGGAUCUUCUUCAAGUCCUUGGUAUAGCCUCGACAAUUGGGGGAACAAGGCGAUCGAGUUUGACGAACUGCAUGUUGUCUCGUAUCCUGAGAGUCAUAUUGCCGAGUUGGUGAAUCAGCUCCAGACGAGCUUCGAUGAUGAAAUUGAGCUCAGGGCAGUCGCAUAG